AGCCUGUCUGAAUGCAAACCAGAUCCGAUGAGCAACAAGAACGACGACAGCUGAACUCAACAGAGUAGAAAGACGGCGGUCCCACACAGACUUGCACAGUUCAGUCAUUCAUUUGAAGGGUGCCUUCGGACAAAACCGUUUGCUGUUCACGCUCAGCGUCGAAAAACUUAGAGAACUCGGUGGUCCAAUCCACUCUCUCAUACUGUCUCAGUGGCUGCUUGAUAUGAUGAGGACUGGCUGGCACCUCCUUGCUGCAGGGCUGUACUCAAUGCUGUCCCAGGUAGUUCUGGUCCGAGGCUGUAUGGACUCCUGUAAGGAAUGCUCAGGGCCUCAGAAUGACCUGUGUCUGGAGUGCAGAACAGGCUGGACCCUCCAUGACAACACAUGUGUAGACAUAGAUGAGUGUGGCACAGAGCUGGGCCAGUGUCCCCCCAACACCUACUGCUUCAACACAGAGGGCAACUAUCAGUGCAAAGGCUGUGACCAGGCCUGUGUAGGCUGUAUGGGUGCUGGGCCAGUUCGCUGCAGGAAGUGUGCUGCUGGCUACAGACUAACCGGAGCAAAGUGUUUAGAUAUAGAUGAAUGCAGUGAGCGGGUUCUGGCGUGUUCAGGGCUGGAUGAGAUCUGUACCAAUUUGGAUGGAUCUUUCCACUGUGACUGUGCUGAAGGCUUCACACGCAAAAACAACGUCUGUGUGCAGAAAAAGCUACCCAGUGGUGUGGGUGAGAAGGGUCUGUUUGAGGACGUCCAGGAUGAAGAGGUGGAGGUUCUACAGCAGAUGUUCUUUGGGGUGCUGCUCUGUGCUCUGGCCACCCUGGCUGCUAAAGGAGACAUGGUCUUCACCUCCAUCUUCAUGGGUGGAGUGGCGGCCAUGGCUGGAUACUGGCUCAUAGACAGGGGAGACCACGUAUUGGACAGCUUUCUGAAGGGACGCUAGAACUACACUUCUAUCAAGGACAUAACCUGUUGGUAUGCACAGUGAUAUAGCAAACUGUCAACGAAAAGUAAGGAACUCCUUCAAGACUGUUGGAAAAGCAUUCCUCAUGAAGCUGGUCGAGAGAAUGCCAAGAGUGUGCAAAGCUGUCAUCAAGGCAAAGUGUGGCUACUUUGAAGAAUCUCAAAUAUAAAAUAUAUUUUGAUUUGUUUAACACUUUUUUGGUUACUACAUAAUUCCAAAUGUGUUAUUUCAUAGUUUUGAUGUCUUCACUAUUAUUUUACAAUGUAGAAAAUAGUACAAAUAAAGAAAAAAUCUGGAAUGAG
Molecule: messenger RNA, 1260 nt
Organism: Oncorhynchus keta (chum salmon)
Lineage: Eukaryota; Metazoa; Chordata; Actinopteri; Salmoniformes; Salmonidae
Gene: creld1a
Product: protein disulfide isomerase Creld1
Exons: 7
Coding region: 224-937 (237 amino acids)
Molecular function (GO): calcium ion binding
Source: RefSeq, a predicted model, not a curated record